UUUAAAUACUCAUCGAAUUUUUAAGCCCGUUUCAGAAUGACGCUAAGCUAAGUUAGCCUUUUGUUCUUUUGAAAGAGAUGGACUGUCAAACGGUGUCGUACGGGGAUGUGAUAUCGAUGGUGAAGAUGAUGCAAGAAGAGCAAGAAGGUUGGUCGACGCCGACACGUAGGGAGUGUCGGAUACCGGUGGUGAAAGAGUGUCCGCCGCCGCCAACGAAGAAGAAGCUGUUUUCGUUUGGGAAGAAAAGGGAGCCGCCGAAGAAUGGGUAUUUUCAACCGCCUGAUCUUGAGACGUUUUUCUCAAUGGUAACUACAAGGCAAGCUUGCGCUUAAUUAGCUCCCCUUGUUUUAAUGGCCGAGUUUUGUUUUAUUGGUAUUUGUUGAUCGACUUUUUUUUUCUUUUGUUUGGUCAACAAAAAAAAAAAAAUGUUUGAUGUUUCAUCCUUGAACUUCUCGAUGUAAUCUAUGUAUCUUCCAUCUGUAAAGAACUUCUACUAUGAUGUUUGA
This is a messenger RNA of Durio zibethinus, 506 nucleotides long. Lineage: Eukaryota; Viridiplantae; Streptophyta; Magnoliopsida; Malvales; Malvaceae. The record is from RefSeq and is a predicted model, not a curated record.